Molecule: messenger RNA, 1284 nt
Organism: Gadus morhua (Atlantic cod)
Lineage: Eukaryota; Metazoa; Chordata; Actinopteri; Gadiformes; Gadidae
Product: hyaluronan-mediated motility receptor
Exons: 8
Coding region: 168-1124 (318 amino acids)
Cellular component (GO): membrane
Molecular function (GO): hyaluronic acid binding
Source: RefSeq, a predicted model, not a curated record
UGAGGACUCUGGUCUCUGAGGAUUCUGGUCUCUGAGGACUCUGGUCUCUGAGGACUCUGGUCUCUGAGGACUCUGAUCUCUGAGGACUCUGGUCUCUGGUCUGUGAGGUCUCUGACCUCUGAGGACUCGGUCGAGACACCAGGUAGACCGGAGCGAGCCAAGGGAGGAUGAGGAGGUUUUUCAGAGCGCGAGACGAAGACUCCAGUCAGAUCCAGUACCUGACGGCCAAGUGUCACCGGCUGGCUCACGAGAGAGCCCAGCUUGAGAGGGACACCUUGGUGACCAGGGAGAGACAGCGGAGGCUACAGAAUGAUCUGGAAGCGAUGGGCGCUCACCUCCAGCAGAAGGAGCAGAUGAUUGUGGAGCUGAGGAGAAAACAGGACUACCUGGUGGACCACCUCAACCGACAGCAGGGCCUGGUGGAAUUCCUUAAGCAUCAUGCGGGCCUGAGAGCGGAGGUGGGCCCUACGGCGGAGGAGAACUUGAGAGACACCGAGCUGCUGGCUACGGAGCUGGAGCAGCUCCGCUCUGAGCUGCUGGCGCUGCAGAGCUCCGACGGGCAGCUGGUGGGCCUGGUGGAGGAGCUCUACGCUGAGGCCCAGCACAGAGCAGCACUGGUAGACAGCCUCCAGGAGGAGCUGCACAGUAAAUCAACGGAGGUCGAGGACCUGCGGAGACACCGGCAGAAACAGAGAGAGGAGCUGGAGCAGCUCCAGAGCGCCCACCAGAGGAAGGUGUGUGUGCUGCAGCAGGAGAACAGCAGCAGUGUUCAGAAGCUGCAGCAGACAGCCGUUCAGUUCGAGCGGCUCUGCAAACAGCAGCGCUACUGGAUGCUCUGUGUCAAAAGGUACAAAGACUGUCUGACGGAGGAGAGGGAGGCGGUGGUUCAGCAGGUCAGUGACCUGGAGCAGACCGUCCUGAAGCCCAGGGGAUGUUCCCACUGCAGCAGACAGUACCACUGCCCCCUGCAGGACAGGGGCAGCAACUCCAGGCAUCGGCACCAGUCUAUGUGUGGUGCAGAGUUCCGGGCUGACCAGCAGGGGGAGCCGUGGUCAGCCCUGUGUGAGGACAAAGUCAUCACUCAGGUGGGAGGCGUGGUCGACACGGAGCAGAAACCUCCUUGAGGUUCUCCCUCCGACCAGACGAGUGUGGCUCUCCUCCCAGCCCUCUUUAGAAGAUCGAAGAACACCAGAGAGACUGUACGUCGGAACUCCGUCCGCACUCUGGUUUCACUGUUGUUAUUGUGGAGUGAACAGUGAAAUAAUAAAGAGACAAUGAAGACAU